Molecule: messenger RNA, 1591 nt
Organism: Marchantia polymorpha subsp. ruderalis
Lineage: Eukaryota; Viridiplantae; Streptophyta; Marchantiopsida; Marchantiales; Marchantiaceae
Source: the annotation of a GenBank genome assembly
UUGAAACCCGCCACCAUGGAAUUGGAGUUUAGAACCUCGUUCGAGACUAUCAUUAAUUGCAAGCAUAUAUCGGGAACGGAAUCCUGCCGUUGUGGUCUUGUUGCGUAGCCUGACUACAGGUGCCCCGCCCAACGACGAUAUCACGGUGCCUUGGAAAGUUGAAUCAACUCUGGCCGAGAGAUUUUCACUGGAGGGCAAUCCAGGACUUCGAGCGAGCAGGGAUGCCGAAGGAAACUGUGCUGCGAGUCUGCAGAUACUGACGCGGCUCGGAUGAAGGGUUGAAGCUUCUGCUAAUCAGUGGUCUAAAGACCAUGAACCAGAAGCUUCAGGAUGUUCUCGACCCUAAGUUUGAAAACGUCGAAGUAAUCUAUGCAGCCGUCAUGAGGAGGCAGGCAGGAAUCAUCAAGGCAUUGACGAUUGAGUCUGACGAACUCUUUCGACAAUGUGACCCAGACACGGAGAACUUGUGCUUGUACGGGCUACCGGAUGGAGGAUGGAAAGUUGCACUUCCAGCACAAGAUGUUCCUACAGAUUUUCCAGAACCUGCCGUAGGGAUAAAUUUUUCCAGGGACGGAAUGUCACGCAAAGAUUGGUUGACUCUAAUUGCCCUACACAGUGAUGCUUGGCUCCUCGCGAUAGCGUCCUUUUACGGCGCUGAGCUCACCCGAAACGAAAGGAAACGGCUUCUCGUCAUGCUUUGCGACUCACCCACGUCCUACGAUAUAGUCACUGGAAAGAACGUCGAUCGAGAGACCGUCGUGGAAGGCAACUUCGACGAUUUUCUUGACUACGACAGAGUUCAUCACAUCAAGGCCAUCGACGCUUGCAGUACCAUGAGCACGCGCGGGUAUAAGGACGAAAUUCGAGUCAAGCAAGUGAUCACGGAAGAGGAUGAGAGAGGCAAAAUGAUCUCGAAUGAUACGUUCUUCGCGCCAAAAGUGGUGAAACAAGCGUCUUUGACCAACCCCGCAACUCCAGACAAACAAUGGGAGCGAGUGCUGCCGCAAUUCCUCGAUCUGUCGACAAUUUUAGAACUCAAUUCGCGGAGCCAGCAAAAGUAGUUUCUGAAGCUCCCUGUGUGCCUGAGAUGGCUCAGUCCAUUCACAUGAACGCAACUGCUGGAAUCGAUGAUUUGUCAGCGCCCCAAGCUACCAGCCCGGCAGAUCCCGAGGUGCCCGAAUUGAACCUUUAUAACCUCCUGAAAUUCCGCGCAUGAGAUAUCUCUAGAACUAAAGUUUGGAGUCGUCUGGAUCCUUGCAAAUGAGUCACAAGUUAAAUUUGCGCGAAGACUGUAACCUUGGAAGACCAGGUGGACUUCAAUGCAAGUUGCUGGCUAUUCAUGCUUAACGAUAUUUGAUGAAAUGAGCGGAUUUGGACGUGCUAAUCAGUUGUGAGGAGCUUAAGCCAACCCAUUUCACCGAUCCUUCAUUCUCUUUGUUUUGUAUUUACGGUUUGCACACAGCUGUGGAUGUUGCAAGUCAAGAGGAAUAAAUCCAGCCUUGAAGUAUUAGAUUCUUGCUAUGGAACCAAGUAUUCUUUUGACUUUUUAAUAUGCUGUAAAUAAAAUCUAUAUUUCAAAAUGUUAUAACUG